Messenger RNA from Harpegnathos saltator (Jerdon's jumping ant), 393 nucleotides. RefSeq lists its product as uncharacterized. Lineage: Eukaryota; Metazoa; Arthropoda; Insecta; Hymenoptera; Formicidae. The record is from RefSeq and is a predicted model, not a curated record. The transcript has a single exon. The coding region runs from base 1 to 393 and encodes 130 amino acids.
AUGGCGCAAGCAGAUUCUGACAUGGUGAACGACGACCUGAGUGAAGUGCUGGCGAACAUGACACUCGUACAUUUGAAGCAGAAAUUGAAGCAGCGAAGAUUAAAGACAUCUAGAUCAAAAAACGAACUGAUUUCACGAUUCGUACGUGCUAUGCGGAUCGAGCGCGGCAUGGUAGGAUCGAGCGAGAGGAGUAAAGACAGUGGCUCACAUGAUGACGAAAGCGACGACGAAGAAGACGAAAACGAAGGCGACGCAACGAUUAUUGAAAGAGAAGGAGGCGAGAUUUCUAACGAUAACAUUCAGACGACAGCUGUUAGAAAGGGACAGCGCAGAAAUGACAGUAAAAAAGUUACAGUCGGUAUAAAAGAACGAAAUAUGACAAAGGAGAAUUGA